CGAAACAAGCGUUGAAGCCCGAUACGAAGGUUUUAGUACGUGUAACAGUUUUUGAUAUAAAUAUUGGACCACGCCAACAAAAUAGUAUCAUUGAUCACAGUGACUUCAGUGUAGAAGUACAUACCCCUUUUCCAGUUUCAGCAUAAUGGCAUUCAAGUUCGUCGUAUUUCUGGCUUCGUUGGCUGUUGCCAGCGCUGGAUACCUGGAAGCUCCAGUGUCGUAUGCUGCACCGGUGGCCCAUUACUCUCCAGCUUCGUCCGUGAGCUACAGCUCCAUCUCUCAGGCUGCUCCAGCUGUGGCCAAGACUGUGGCCUAUGCUGCCCCAGCUCUCCAAGCUACCUAUGCCCAUGCUGCUCCAGUUGCCACCUAUGCCCAUGCUGCCCCCGUUGCCACCUAUGCUGCUCCAGUAGCCAAGACCUUGGCAUACGCUUCUCCAGCCAUUGGAGCUACCCAUGAGAGCACCAUCCGCAGCCAUGACGGCACCAUCUCUCACCAGUCCAAGGCCAUCGACACUGCUUUCUCCAGCAUCCGUAAGUCUGACACUCGCAUCACCAACGAAGCCCCCAAGCUGGCCUAUGCUUCCUAUGCCGCCCCAGCUGUUGCCUCUUAUGCCCAUGCUGCCCCAGUUGCCUACGCCAAGCAGUUGAGCUAUGCUGCCCCAGCCCUCCAGACCUACGCCCAUGCUGCACCAGCUGUUGCCACCUACGCCCAUGCUGCCCCAGUUGCCUACGCCAAGCAGGUUAGCUACGCUGCUCCAGCUCUCCAGACCUACGCUCAUGCUGCUCCAGCUGUGGCCACCUAUGCCCAAGCUGCCCCAGUUGCCUACGCCAAGCAGGUGAGCUAUGCUGCCCCAGCCCUCCAGACCUACGCCCAUGCUGCUCCAGCUGUGGCCACCUAUGCCCAUGCUGCCCCAGUUGCCGUUGCCAAGCAGGUUAGCUAUGCUGCCCCAGCUCUCCAGACCUACGCUGCUCCAGCUGUUGCCUCUUACGCGCAUGCUAGCCCAGUUGUUGCCGCCCACUCCACCAAGACCCUGACCUACUCCCCAGCUGUGGAGGUCGCCCAUGUCAGCUACGACGGAACUCAUGCUCAUUAUGGCUGGUAAAUCAUCCAACACUGAGUCACUAACACAACAUCUCCCUUGCACAGAUUUUCUCCCCCAGAAUCUCCCAACCCCUCCCCCAAAAUGUCCUAUUUAUUAGACUGUUUUGUAUAAGAAACUCGCUCUAAAGAGUUGUCCUCAACUGUCCCUUCCCUCAUUUGGGAAGGAGAUUGCCAUCCUGAGGGCAAUUCCACGAUUGUGAAAAAAAUGAAACGUUAGACAAAACCAAACAACAA
This is a messenger RNA of Armigeres subalbatus, 1335 nucleotides long. Its product is annotated as larval/pupal cuticle protein H1C-like. The record is from RefSeq and is a predicted model, not a curated record. The transcript has 2 exons. The coding region runs from base 146 to 1102 and encodes 318 amino acids. NCBI's taxonomy places the organism in Eukaryota, Metazoa, Arthropoda, Insecta, Diptera, Culicidae.